This is a messenger RNA of Culicoides brevitarsis, 1230 nucleotides long. RefSeq lists its product as uncharacterized. The transcript has 3 exons. Gene Ontology annotation, cellular component: chitin-based extracellular matrix. Bases 143 to 1135 code for a protein of 330 amino acids. Lineage: Eukaryota; Metazoa; Arthropoda; Insecta; Diptera; Ceratopogonidae. The record is from RefSeq and is a predicted model, not a curated record. Gene Ontology annotation, molecular function: structural constituent of chitin-based larval cuticle.
UUGUCUCGUGUAGAUCUCUCCGGAAUAUUCUAAUUUAUUUUUUUAACGAAUUAAAAUUGGAGAAAAUAAAAACUGUAAAAAAAAAUUUGAAUAAAAAAGAAGAAUUAGUGAAGAAGAAAAAGAAUCAAAGAACUAAAACAAAAUGAAAACGACAGUGAUAUUGUUAAUUUGUGUGGUACCCGCAGUUUUGUGCGAAUUGGUUCAUCACAACAUUCUUACGCCCGAAGAAGCUCGUGGUUUCUUGGAAAAGCAAUCUUUGGACUUGAAAUAUGCGAAAUUGCUCGAACAACAUCCAAUUCCCUUUGGUCGAAGUGAUGAGGGACCUCGCGAAUAUUGGUAUCGCGGCAGAAAAAUCGACAAUCCCGACGAUUAUGUCGAAGAAGUUUACGACGUGAAUCAAUUCCAUGGGCAAGAUGGCGAAGGACGUGCCUUGUUCGGGUAUUCGGACAAUCAACAAUCUCGCGUUGAAGCCAUCAAUGGAGUCGGAGACGUUCGCGGUUCGUACAAAUGGUUGACACCAAGCGGCGAAGAGAUUGAAGUUAAAUAUUGGGCUGAUUCGUUGGGAUUCCAUCAAACGGAUAACAGACCAGUUGUUGAAUUGAAACCAGUUGAAGAGACGGAAGAAGUUCGUGCUGCUCGUGAAGCUCAUCAAAAGGCGUGGGAAGAAGCUGCUGCUGCUGCGUCGAAUAAUCCUGAUCCUAAUAGCGACAUUUACAACCGUGCCGCCAUCGCUCGCGACGAAGAAAUCUCCCGCCGCGAACAAGAGCAAGAAUUGAUGCGCGCUGCCCAAGAAGAAGAACGCAUGCUUAAACUCCAACAACAAGCUCGUGCCUACGAAGAAUCCGAAGAACCCAAAGGCGAACCACGUGGUUUCUUCUACAGCGUCAAUUACCCCGCUCCCGUUAUCGUACCCAAAGAAGGACAUGCCGAAGUUCGUGCUUACCAACAACAACGUGCUCUCGAAGGUGCCGCUUCCGAAAUCCAAGCUGUUGCCGUGAAACCCGAUAACGCAAGAAUUUCCGAAAUUGCUCACAACGAAGGCGCGAUUCCCGUUGAUGCGGUUCACGAUGCUCAAGUUCACCCCAAAUUGAUGGCUGGAAUUGUCAACAGUCAAAAAUUGCCAGUGCAUUCGUAAAAAAAUGAAAAUUUAGCGAGUAAGGAAACUGGAUUGCCAUGACCUUUAAAAGUAUUUUUUUGUCAAUAAAAUUUAAAAAAAAAUGAAAUAAAGAA